This is a messenger RNA of Solea senegalensis (Senegalese sole), 1061 nucleotides long. It is a transcript of the gene nudt6, whose product is annotated as nudix (nucleoside diphosphate linked moiety X)-type motif 6. The record is from RefSeq and is a predicted model, not a curated record. Gene Ontology annotation, molecular function: ADP-ribose diphosphatase activity; NAD binding; NADH pyrophosphatase activity. The transcript has 5 exons. NCBI's taxonomy places the organism in Eukaryota, Metazoa, Chordata, Actinopteri, Pleuronectiformes, Soleidae. The coding region runs from base 96 to 1061 and encodes 321 amino acids.
CGUAACCGUAGCGUACUGUACGUAGUGUACGUACUGGACACGGGACAAAUUCCCCGUUUCCCACCGAACGUUGUUUUUUUUUUUUUAUCGCCAAAAUGGCAGCAGGUUCAUGUGUUUACAAACUUUUGCUGCCGCUGCUCAGGGGACGCUUUUGCAGUGGAACGUCUUUUGGUGCCACACGCUCAGCUGUCCGUGCGUUCUCGCGCACGGACAUUCGUUCCCAGUUGCCCAGAGCGGGGGGCGCCGGUACCGUAAACGCUCUGACGGGGGAAGUGGACCGGUUCGGCGGAGUCACCGUGAACCUGGAGGACGCCGGUUUACCCGCGGACAUCAGCGACAGUUUAUUCGGCAGAUUACUGCGAGAGUCUCUGGUGCGGUGGAAAGCAGAGGGGAAGGUAGCAGUGUGGCUCCGGGUUCCCAUCUCACUGAGUCGAUGUGCCGCCGCAGCUUCCGCUCACGGCUUCACCUUCCACCACGCCAGGCACCACCACGCCGUCCUCGCUCUGUGGCUGGGAGACGGCGAGAGCAGACUGCCGGGGUUUGCCACUCACCAGGUCGGCGUGGCAGGUGCAGUCGUGGAUGAAUCCAAUGGGAAAGUUCUCGUCGUCCAAGACAGAAACAAGACAAAGAACGCUUGGAAGUUCCCCGGUGGUUUGUCUGAUCCUGGAGAAAACAUCGGAGCCACGGCGGUACGUGAAGUGUUGGAGGAAACGGGCGUUCGCUCCGAGUUCCGGUCUCUGCUCAGCGUCCGGCAGCAGCACGACCACCCCGGCGCCUUCGGCAUGUCGGACAUGUACGUCAUCUGCCGCCUCAGCCCGCUCACCUACGACAUCGACUUCUGCACGCAGGAGUGUCUGCGCUGCGAUUGGCUGGACCUCGCUGACCUCGCCCACACGGACGACACCACGCCCAUCACCUCGCGCGUCGCCAAGCUGCUGCUUCACGGCCUCGAGCGCGGCUUUGACCACGUGGACCUGACCAUGGAGGAGCUUCCUGCCGUCUACUCUGGAAAGUUCUACCAGCUCUAUCACAGACGGCUUCCCCCGACACGAGAGCGCUAA